CAUCUCCCCGCGACAGGGACAAGCACGUCCCCUUGUGAGGCAGCGGCAGGAUGGCUGCUGCUGUGGUUGCCGGGUUGCCUACUUGCAGGAAAGAGAUUGUUUUUCUCCUGCGCAGCACAGUGCGAAAGUUUGCUUCACAGACCAAUGGCGAAGCCAGGGUGGCACAAAUUCUUAAGGAGAAGUUCCCUCAAGCAGCAACUAUCAAAGUGGUGGAUAUAUCAGGUGGCUGUGGAGCAAUGUAUGAAAUUCAUAUAGAAUCAAAAGAGUUUAAAGAAAAGAGAACUGUUCAGCAGCACCAAAUGGUCAAUCAGGCUUUAAGUGAAGAGAUUAAAGCAAUGCAUGGGCUACGGAUAUUCACUUCUGUUCCCAAGCACAGAGACUGACACACAGGAUUUAUGGAAACUGGUGAGGCUCCGGGAGGAUGCCCCUGGGCACAGGAUUAUGCUUGAAUCUGUAUCAGAGGCUUUGUUUUGUUUUUGCGCCUGGGAUCAUACUUCAAAUAAACUUACUGCAUCAGUGUACAGUGAAACAAAAA
Molecule: messenger RNA, 535 nt
Organism: Sphaerodactylus townsendi
Lineage: Eukaryota; Metazoa; Chordata; Lepidosauria; Squamata; Sphaerodactylidae
Gene: BOLA3
Product: bolA family member 3
Exons: 4
Coding region: 51-383 (110 amino acids)
Source: RefSeq, a predicted model, not a curated record